UCCCUAAUUACGAUAUGUUGGUUCGUAUAUCUUGUAUGGGGUGUCCGGAAAUUACAUCUUUGACUAAAGCAAUCAUGCAUUUUCUAGCAGUGGUAAGAUUCCGGUGACAGAUAGACCAUUUUAAUAUUUUUCAUGCGAUUCAUAACUUCUUGUGUUUUCUUACCUUGGAAAUACUUGUGCUGGCACCACUGCCUGCAGUUAUUGUUUUCUUUACAAAAACCAGGUCGUAAUGUAAAAUUUAAUAGCACUUGAUCAUGAUUGAGGCCUGUCAUGAGUAAGUCAAAUCCAUUAUAGAUAUAUAUACUGAUAUGUCCGUUAGAUAAAAGACAUAUAAAAAGAGUGUGAUGCGGUCUCCUCUGGUCCUCCAUCCAGACGGCACCUGAGAGGAUCAGCCGGCUGUGGACUAACCCUCCACCAAUCCCUUUUUGUCUCCAAGCUUUUAGAGCUAUCCUUAUAUCUCUUCUGGAGUAUCAGUUAUUGUUAUAAUGGGGCACACUAUAUAUACACGAUGUUUCGAUCAUAGACUCAGUUACUGGCUCGUGCUUUAUGUCAUCUUUGUUCUGUACUAGGAGGAUCUGCGGCAGGACAGUUGGAUUACAGACUGUUGCUUUGCUUGUUUAUUGAUUGAAACACUCAGAUUAUUGUUUAUUGCUUGCCUAGUUUGAAUUGCCUUCCGAUUUUAUAAAGUCUUGCAUGUUCAACCUCUUUCUUGCAACUUGAUUUCAUCCGCUUCAACUCCCUUUGCUCUCCAACAGCUUGAGGAUUCUCAAGUUGGCGCUCAUGACGUCAAAAUCAAAAAUGGCAAGUCGACUAGCUAUUUCCUCAGAUGCUGAUGCUCCUGAUUCCCAUCACAAUCCUUCAGUGCCUCCAACUGUCACGUUUGGGCGGAGAACCUCGUCUGGCCGAUAUAUCAGUUAUUCCAGGGAUGAUCUUGAUAGUGAACUUGCAAGCAGUGAUUUUAUGAACUACACAGUGCACAUGCCACCAACCCCGGACAAUCAACCAAUGGAUAUCAUUUCCCAGAGGGUUGAAGAGCAGUAUGUUUCGAGUUCACUCUUUACAGGUGGAUUCAACAGUGUAACACGAGCUCAUCUUAUGGACAAGGUGACUGAAUCAGAAGUAAACCAUCCCCAGAUGGCCGGUUCAAAAGGAUCUUCAUGUGCCAUUCCUGGAUGCGAUGGUAAGGUGAUGAGUGAUGAGCGUGGGGUGGAUAUCCUUCCUUGUGAAUGUGAUUACAAGAUAUGUAGGGAUUGUUAUCUGGAUGCUGUUAAAACUGGAGAUGGAAUAUGCCCUGGUUGUAAAGAACAGUACAAGACCGCUGAUCAGGAUGAAACAGAACAAACUGGAAGGACACUUCAACUCCCACCUCCCUCUGGGAUUUCAAAAAUGGAAAGGAGGUUGUCGCUGAUGAAAUCAACAAAGUCACAACUGAUGAGGAGCCAGACUGGGGAUUUUGAUCACAAUCGAUGGCUCUUUGAAACGAGUGGCACCUACGGCUAUGGAAAUGCCAUAUGGCCAAAGGAAGGGGGAGGAUUUACUAAUGGAAAGGGUGAAAAGACAGCUGGCCCGUCGGAUUUGAUGGGGAAACCGUGGAGGCCACUUACUCGCAAGUUGAAAAUACCAGCUGCUAUUCUAAGUCCAUACAGGCUUCUGAUCGUAAUUCGAUUGGUUGUUCUUGGAUUAUUUCUGCAUUGGAGGAUCACCCACCCGAAUAAUGAUGCAAUCUGGCUGUGGGGAAUGUCUAUAGUUUGUGAGUUAUGGUUUGCUUUCUCCUGGGUUCUUGAUCAACUUCCUAAGCUCUGUCCUAUCAACCGUUCCACGGACCUUAACGUCUUGAAAGAGAAGUUUGAAAUGCCUAACGGAAAAUCUGAUCUCCCAGGAAUUGAUAUCUUUGUCUCUACUGCGGAUCCUGAGAAAGAACCUCCUCUUGUCACCGCAAACACCAUUUUGUCUAUCUUAGCUACUGAUUAUCCAGUUGAAAAGCUGGCAUGCUAUGUCUCUGAUGACGGAGGUGCUCUUUUGACAUUUGAGGCCAUGGCAGAAGCCGCAAGCUUCGCUAAUAUGUGGGUCCCAUUUUGCCGGAAACAUGCCAUUGAGCCUAGAAACCCUGAAUCCUAUUUCAGUUUAAAAAGGGACCCUUACAAGAACAAGGUACGGACAGACUUUGUCAAGGACCGCAGACGUGUGAAACGUGAGUAUGACGAAUUCAAAGUCCGCAUCAACGGGCUGCCAGACUCUAUCCGUCGUAGAUCUGAUGCCUAUCAUGCCCGGGAGGAAAUCAAGGCUAUGAAACAACAGAGACAGAAGAGAGAUGAUGAGGCCGCGGAGAGUGUUAAGAUCGCAAAAGCUACAUGGAUGGCAGAUGGAACCCAUUGGCCAGGAACUUGGCUAACUCCUUCUGUCGAACACACUAAAGGUGAUCAUGCUGGUAUUAUACAGGUGAUGUUGAAACCUCCAAGUGAUGAGCCACUACAUGGCACCAUUGAUGAGAUUGGAACAUUGGACUCCACUGAUGUUGAUAUCCGUCUCCCCAUGCUUGUUUAUGUGUCUCGUGAGAAGCGUCCUGGCUACGAUCACAAUAAGAAAGCAGGAGCCAUGAAUGCUCUUGUUCGAGCUUCUGCAAUUAUGUCUAAUGGCCCCUUUAUUCUCAAUCUUGACUGUGACCACUACAUCUACAACUCUCAGGCUAUGAAAGAAGGUAUGUGUUUCAUGAUGGAUAGAGGUGGUGAUCGCCUUUGUUAUGUCCAGUUUCCUCAGAGAUUUGAGGGUAUUGAUCCUUCUGACCGAUAUGCGAAUCACAAUACUGUUUUCUUUGAUGGUAACAUGCGUGCACUUGACGGCCUCCAGGGUCCUGUCUACGUCGGAACAGGAUGCCUCUUUAGAAGAAUUGCACUCUAUGGCUUUGAUCCACCUCGAACAAAAGAGCACCACCCUGGUUGCUGCAGCUGUUGCUUUGGUCGUAAAAAACGGGCCACAGUUUCACAUACCCCAGAAGAAAACCGUGCCCUUAGAAUGGGUGAUUCGGAUGACGAAGAAAUGAACCAAUCUCUGGCUCCAAAGAAGUUUGGAAACUCAACUUUCCUCAUUGAUUCAAUACCAGUUGCCGAGUUCCAAGGCCGACCCCUUGCAGAUCAUCCGGCUGUUAAGAAUGGACGACCACCAGGCGCUCUUACCAUUCCCAGAGAACUUCUUGAUGCAUCCACAGUUGCAGAGGCAAUUAGCGUAAUAUCUUGCUGGUAUGAGGAUAAAACAGAGUGGGGAGAUCGCGUCGGGUGGAUUUAUGGGUCUGUUACGGAAGAUGUUGUCACAGGGUACAGAAUGCACAACAGGGGAUGGAGGUCUGUUUAUUGUGUAACUAAACGGGAUGCUUUCCGUGGAACUGCUCCCAUCAAUCUAACAGAUAGGCUCCACCAGGUUCUCCGCUGGGCUACUGGUUCAGUCGAGAUAUUCUUCUCUCGUAACAAUGCUCUGUUAGCCACUUCAAAAAUGAAGAUCCUGCAAAGAAUUGCUUACCUGAAUGUAGGAAUAUACCCGUUCACCUCCAUUUUCCUCAUCGUGUAUUGCUUUCUACCCGCGCUCUCCCUUUUCUCUGGUCAGUUUAUCGUCCAAAGCCUUGAUGUUACUUUCCUGGCAUACCUCUUGACCAUUACAAUCACACUUUGCUUGCUUGCCGUGCUCGAGGUGAAGUGGUCCGGCAUUGAAUUGGAAGAGUGGUGGAGAAACGAACAGUUCUGGUUAAUUGGAGGCACUAGUGCUCACUUGGCCGCUGUGCUUCAAGGGCUGCUGAAAGUAGUUGCUGGAAUCGAGAUAUCUUUCACUCUGACAUCAAAAUCAGGAGGCGACGAUGAGAACGAUGAGUUUGCUGAUCUCUACGUCGUGAAAUGGACAUCCCUCAUGAUCCCUCCCAUCACAAUAAUGAUGACUAAUUUGAUUGCGAUAGCAGUUGGAUUUAGCCGCACAAUAUACAGUGCUAUACCGCAAUGGAGUCGGUUACUGGGCGGAGUUUUCUUCAGUUUCUGGGUGUUGGCUCAUCUAUAUCCUUUCGCCAAGGGGUUGAUGGGAAGAAGAGGGAGAACGCCUACCAUUGUUUUCGUCUGGUCAGGGCUUAUCGCCAUCACCAUAUCCCUUCUCUGGGUGUCCAUUAAUCCACCAGCAGGCGCUACUGAAAUCGGAGGCUCAUUUCAGUUUCCUUGAUAAAAUUAUGCUUCAAUGUCCGAAAAGCCAAUUCAUUUCACUAUAGAAUGCACUUGUAAAGCACUGAUGAACUAAAACUACAAGCCAAGCAUCUCUCAUCUCCUUAAAGACAAGGAGCAGGGCUCUUCUGUACUGUUUAUUAGCACUUGUAGCUUCUUUAUUCUUUAUUUCAUACAUUGAUGAUUGAUUAUAUGCCUUUGCAAA
This is a messenger RNA of Daucus carota subsp. sativus, 4398 nucleotides long. Its product is annotated as cellulose synthase-like protein D3. The transcript has 4 exons. Gene Ontology annotation, cellular component: trans-Golgi network; plasma membrane. The record is from RefSeq and is a predicted model, not a curated record. NCBI's taxonomy places the organism in Eukaryota, Viridiplantae, Streptophyta, Magnoliopsida, Apiales, Apiaceae. Gene Ontology annotation, molecular function: cellulose synthase (UDP-forming) activity. Gene Ontology annotation, biological process: plant-type primary cell wall biogenesis; cellulose biosynthetic process. Bases 781 to 4194 code for a protein of 1137 amino acids.